This is a messenger RNA of Saimiri boliviensis boliviensis (Bolivian squirrel monkey), 1306 nucleotides long. Lineage: Eukaryota; Metazoa; Chordata; Mammalia; Primates; Cebidae. The record is from RefSeq and is a predicted model, not a curated record.
GAAAGAAAGCUAGGACUGGCUUAAAGGUUGGAUCUGAAAGUUGGGGUUGCUGAAUGGCCCAUGGAAGAGUCUUAGGAAAGCGGAGAGGGUUUUGGAGGGUCGCACUUCGGCAGUCGCAGUCUUCACGAAAGUCUUUGGAUUCCGAGGCUCAAACUCAGAAAAUGAGAUACAAGACAUCCUUGGUGAUGAGGAAACGAUUACGGCUUUACCGAAACACUCUGAAAGAGUCAAGUAGCAGCUCUGGACACCAUGGCCCCCAGCUCACCGCCGCCUCCAGCCCCUCGGUGUUCCCGGGCCUCCACGAGGAGCCUCCCCAGGCCUCCCCCAGCCGUUCUUUGAAUGGACUCCUUCGUCUGGGGCUCCCUGGAGACAUGUACGCGCGGCCAGAGCCCUUCCCGCCGGGGCCUGCGGCCCGCAGCGACGCCCUGGCAGCUGCCGCAGCCCUGCAUGGCUACGGGGGCAUGAACCUGACGGUGAACCUCGCCGCGCCCCACGGUCCUGGCGCUUUCUUCCGCUACAUGCGCCAGCCCAUCAAACAGGAGCUCAUCUGCAAGUGGCUGGCGGCCGACGGCACCGCGCCCCCGCGCCUCUGCUCCAAAACUUUCAGCACCAUGCACGAGCUGGUUACGCACGUCACCGUGGAGCACGUCGGCGGCCCGGAGCAGGCCAACCACAUUUGCUUCUGGGAGGAGUGUCCGCGCCAGGGCAAGCCCUUCAAAGCCAAAUACAAACUUGUAAAUCACAUCCGCGUGCACACGGGCGAGAAGCCCUUCCCUUGUCCUUUCCCGGGGUGUGGGAAGGUCUUUGCUAGAUCAGAAAAUCUCAAAAUACACAAACGAACUCACACAGGCGAGAAGCCCUUCAGGUGCGAGUUCGAGGGCUGCGAGCGGCGCUUCGCCAACAGCAGCGACCGCAAGAAGCAUUCGCACGUGCACACUAGCGACAAGCCAUACACGUGCAAGGUGCGCGGCUGCGACAAGUGCUACACGCACCCCAGCUCGCUGCGUAAGCACAUGAAGGUACACGGGCGCUCACCGCCGCCCAGCUCUGGCUACGAUUCGGCUACACCGUCUGCCCUCGUGUCGCCCUCGUCAGACUGCGACCACGAGUCUCAGGUGGCCUCCUCGGCGGCGGUGGCGGCGCGUAGCGCCGACUUGAGCGAAUGAUGUCCACCGCGUUGCUCGCAAGGUAAUCUCGCUCCGCGCAGCUGAGCGCCCCGCAUCUCGCGCCUGCGACAUCAAAGGGUCCGCGCACAAAGCAGUGUUUCUUCGCCACGGUGCAUCUUCAUGGCCUUUGUGUACAUGGA